Molecule: messenger RNA, 1389 nt
Organism: Sipha flava (yellow sugarcane aphid)
Lineage: Eukaryota; Metazoa; Arthropoda; Insecta; Hemiptera; Aphididae
Gene: lic
Product: dual specificity mitogen-activated protein kinase kinase 6
Exons: 8
Coding region: 379-1389 (336 amino acids)
Biological process (GO): stress-activated MAPK cascade; protein phosphorylation
Molecular function (GO): ATP binding; MAP kinase kinase activity
Source: RefSeq, a predicted model, not a curated record
AACAAGUAACAGUUCAAAUUUAGUUUUGUCAUUAUAUUUGUGUUUUUUUUUUUUGGAUUUCCUUAAAUAGUCGCAAGCACACUGUCGUCGCAGUUGAGCAAUUUUAACACCAUUCAUCUGAUUGCCAAAGAGGUUGUAUAACAUAUCAUAAAUUUGAAGCACCACACGCAAAUUUCGGCAAUCGCAUCGUGCGCAAUAUGCACGUUCGAACUGUUCAGUAAGGAACCGUGUGUGGUGGGACGAAAAUGUGAAUCGCGAAUUGGUCCGGUGGAUUCGUGUUGGACGUGUAGUGCCUCCAUUAUUGUGCAUUUUUCAAAAAUCUCAUUGUUGCGUUUAUUCUAUCCGAACAGAUCAUAGAAGAUAACUUGUCUAGCAACGAUGUCUGGCCGCAAGAAGAGACCACCGCUAAAGGUUCAAAUGCCCGACGAGCCGGCCGUCGUUUCUCUGCCGCGAAAUCUUGACAGGCGAACCACCAUUACGAUUGGCGACCAGACGACAACUGUUGAAGCAAACGAUUUACAGAAGAUUUGUGAUCUCGGGCGUGGUGCAUAUGGCAUAGUUGAGAAAAUGCGGCAUAUACCUUCGGGUACAAUUAUGGCUGUGAAGAGAAUAGCUGCUACAGUAAAUACUCAAGAACAAAAACGACUAUUAAUGGAUUUGGAUAUAUCUAUGCGGUCAUCUGCUUGUCCACACACAGUGCAAUUUUAUGGAGCAUUGUUCAUGGAGGGUGAUGUUUGGAUAUGCAUGGAAGUCAUGGAUACUUCUCUUGAUAAAUUUUAUGCAAAAGUCUACAAAUUCGGUAGAACUAUUCCUGAACAAAUUCUUGGUCCUAUUACAGUGGCGGUUGUUAGUGCUCUUCAUUAUUUGCAUUCUCAAUUGCAUGUUAUACAUCGAGAUGUCAAACCAUCUAAUAUAUUAAUUAAUCGUAAUGGUGAUGUUAAAAUGUGUGAUUUUGGUAUAUCUGGAUAUCUAGUCGACUCAGUUGCCAAGACUAUUGAUGCGGGAUGUAAACCAUACAUGGCGCCUGAAAGAAUUGACCCGACUGGAAACCCUUCAAAUUAUGAUAUACGAAGUGAUAUAUGGAGCCUAGGAAUAUCUCUUGUAGAGCUUGCCACUGGAAAAUUUCCAUAUGAUACUUGGGGCACUCCUUUUGAGCAGCUUAAACAAGUGGUCAAAGAUGAACCACCAAGAUUGUGUACUGGUAUGUUUACAUCAUAUUUUGAAGAUUUCAUUUGUCAAUGUUUACAAAAAGAUUUCCGCAGUCGUCCAAAUUACUCCCAAUUACUUGCCCAUCCAUUUUGCCUUGCUCAUCAACAACCACAGACAGCAUUGGUAGCAUCAUUUGUAUCUGAAAUUCUCGACUUGCCAGAUUUGCUUGUGUCUGGUUAA